Messenger RNA from Mytilus trossulus (common blue mussel), 7072 nucleotides. RefSeq lists its product as uncharacterized. Bases 1 to 6975 code for a protein of 2324 amino acids. The transcript has 37 exons. NCBI's taxonomy places the organism in Eukaryota, Metazoa, Mollusca, Bivalvia, Mytilida, Mytilidae. The record is from RefSeq and is a predicted model, not a curated record.
AUGGAGAUUUGCUUUAAUUCAUCAGCAUCAUGUGACUAUGCAAUGACUGUGUUCAGUGGUACACAGCUUCCUAAACAGUAUUGCUUUACUGGUUCAACUUUCACUGAUCCUGCGUUUUCUCUGGACAGCUUUUUACUGGCUGAGAAUCAAGCAAAGGUUGAUCCAUUACCAUCAGCGACAACAACCGAAUUGUUACAAGAUACUGGAAUCAGUGACUACCUCCAAGUAACUCCAUGUGAUCACUCUGUCUUACCGUUCACCACAGCUAAUGGCAGACUGAAUGAUGAGUGUGGUAAACUUGAAGACUCUAUUACUCUACCAGCAGACGUAUCAUUAAACAUCCAAUCAGAUUGUACCUCAGUUACCAUUUGUUCUGACAUUGGGUUUAUUGAUAAGAAAAUCCAGUCUACAAUGAAACUGGAUCCCUGUACAUAUGAAAUCACUCUUGGCAUUGAGACAAUGGAGACUACUGUAUCCUUGUUACAGUUCCAGUGGGGAAAACCUCAAUCCUUUGCCUUACAAGGAGGACUCAGAAUGGACUAUGUGAUCCAUGAUUUAACAAGUGAAGGAAUGUACCUGGUAUCUGUUGACAUGGGUCUGUGUAUGGAGACUUCUGACAGAGACAGUUGUGAUGUUAAACAUACAGUAUUAGAUAAUGUUAAACUGGCAAAGAAGUCCUGUAAUUGGAACAAUGGAUUUGCAUUCUCUGGCAAUCCUAGUUUUGACUUAUCAACCUGGUUAACUAGUAACAGUUAUACAGACUCAAAUCCCCUGUCAGGACUGGUCAUUGUUGAACUUGAAAGAUACCUACAAUUAGAUGAAUUUAUACAGCCUAGCAAAUGUGUGGCAUCUUCUGCACCUUACACACCCACAAAUGCUGAAGGCUGGGCUAUUAGUACAGGAUGUCAGACUGCACCAACACUCACAACAUUGCCUGGAUCUGGUAUUGUAUGUAACCUUGGUUAUUGCUGUACUAAAAUUGACUGCUGUGUUGACAUUGCCAAGUUAGAUACGACCUUCAGAGUUUAUGCUGACCUUGAUGUGUGUAGUAAGGAGUUUACAGUUGGUGUAGAGAAUUUCAACAGGACUAUAUCCUUGUAUAGUUUCCAGUAUGCACAAGAGGAUACUUUCUCCUUCGGAGGACUUGUUAAUAUCAAAUACAAAGUAGUGAACUACCAGAGUGAGAGAGUGUUUGUAGUUAAUAUGGACAUUGAAAUAUGCUAUUCUGCUGCUGGGCCUUGUGCAGUACAACACACAGUUUUGACUGAUGUAAAGUUACCCAAAUCUUCAUGCAACUACAGCCAGCCAUAUGCCAUUCCUGAUUUCUCAUUGGUGUCUUACAUGAGUGAGUUGGAUGUAAACACUAAUGUCAAUCAGUUACCAAGUUGGGCUGUAGACUUACUGAUGGAAGAAUUAGGAAUAGCAGGUUUCCAAAAAGAUCCGCAAUGUGACUUAUCAAGCUAUUCUGGAGCUCUAUCCAAUGGAUGGGAUUCAACAGCUUGUGGAGAACUUAUAACACUACCACAGUUACCAGCCUACACACGGUGUAGGUUACCAAGUUACUGUACUGGUGCCCAGUGCUGCUCUAACAUUGGAUAUCUUGGCAGAAAGUUGGAAGCCUUCGUCUUGGUGGAUCCAUGUAGCUACUCUGUCAGUAUUGGACUGGAGAAAAGAAAUAUCAAUGUCACAUUACUGGAAUUUACACAAGGCAGUUGGCAAACUGUCACUUUAGGCAAUCUGCUUAGACUCAGAUACAAAGCAGAGGAGUUGACAGCUGAGAAGGUUUACUUGUUGUACAUGACCAUCAGUAUAUGUUUUGAAACUGUUGGAGAUUGCCGUUAUACUUACACUGUAUUUGAUGGGGUAAAGAUUCCUAAACAACCUUGUGACUGGACUGGAGGAUACGCUAUUCCAGGGUUCAAUUUGAAUUCCUACUUGACUGGAUUAGGAUAUUCCACAAGUACACCACUGAACCCAUUAGUAUCCUCACAACUCUUGGAAUACCUGGGAGUAGCCAGUUUGUUGAAUACACCAACUGACCAGUGUCAAAUGUCUGAUUCAAUGUAUACAUCUCCAACUAAUGGCUGGACAAAAGACCCAGGUUGUACAUCAGCAGUAGAUCUACCAACUCUAGGAAGUAAUAGUGUUUGUCACUUAUAUGAUACCUGCACUGGUAUAUCAUGUUGUCUACAUUCUACUACUGUUGAUAGAAACUUCAAUGUCUUCCUCAAGCUGGAUCCCUGUACACAGAAACUUGACAUUGGUAUAGAAAAGUACCAGUUUGACUUUUCACUCUAUACCUUCACAUUUGAGAAGACUCAGUAUUUCCAUAUAGACAGAGUAAUUGAAAUUGAGUACAAAAUAACAGAUUUGGUUGGAGAAAUGGUUUAUCUUGUGGAUAUGAAAGUCAAGAUUUGCUUCAAUGACCCAACCCCAUGUGACCUUCAAGAUACAAUAGUACUAAAUACCAAAUUACAAAAGAUGGUAUGUCCAUGGUUUAGAGGAUACCCAAAUCCAAAUUGGUCCCUUAAUCAGUGGUAUAUAGACAAUUCUUUUACCCCAGGAUCUAACUUGGAUUCCUCUACAGCGUCAUCCCUGAUGGAAGCAACAGAGAUAGGAGAAUAUUUACUAAGUCCUAUGAUAUCCAGAGAUGACCCCUUUGGUACAUAUGCUGCAGCCUAUCUUGGUUGGAGUUCAGAGUGUACUGAGGCCCCUGUAACUCUCCUUCAAAUGGACCAGUCUGUGAUAUCCUGUAAUCUAGAGAGCACCUGUCGUGGAUUGAGUUGUGCAUUAGAUGUACCAUUCAUCAGUAAAACUUUUGAAUUCUACAUGAGAUUAGAGCAGUGCGACUACAUGUUGAAAGUUGGAAUUGAACGUCAACAAUAUGAAAGAACACUUAAAGGAUAUCAAUGGGGAGAAUGGACACAUGUUGACCUAAAUGGAGUUUUGAAAAUGAGUUUUGUUCUCCAUGACUUGUAUGCUGAGCCUGCAUUCCUGAUUUCUAUGAAACUGAGUUUAUGUUGGGAAGCUAACCAGCCAUGUGGAACUGUUUACAAUAUCUUUGAUAAAGUCAGGCUACCAAAGAAAGUGUGUGACUGGGAUAAGAAGUUCCUACAAAAUGACUUUUCACUCACUCAGUAUAAGACUAACAAAGGUAUUUCUACCCUGGAUGAACAUCAUGUGUCAGAUAUUCUACGCUUGACUGGUAUCUCACAAUACAUGAAGAGGACCCCAUGUAGUAGGACUGCAGCUCCUUACACUGGGGCUGAUGGAAAUAACUGGAAAAAUGAUUGUGCUAAUCCUGUCAGUUCCUUGUUAAAUUUGGGUAGCGAUACCACAUGUCACCUCGACUCAUCGUGUACAGCUGUAAAUUGUUGUGUGGAUUCUACCAGCCUCGGCCUGACCUUUAAUGGAUAUGUUAGACUAGAUCCUUGUAACUACAAAAUAUAUAUAGGACUGGAGGGUAUUGACUUGGAUUAUACUCUUAUAGAUUUUAAUUUUGGUACAGUGCAACAUUAUGCCAUGAAUGAAGUUCUUAAUCUAGAUUUUGUGAUAGAUGAUCUAACAGCAGACAAAGUAUAUGUUGUUUCUAUGAAUAUAUCAGUCUGUCUAGAAUCAGGAGGGGCGUGUGAAGUGUUUACCAGUGUAUACCAGGAUCACAGGUUACCAAAAGCCGAAUGUGAUUAUGAUUCACAGUUUGUCAUUCCUGAGUUUAGUCUGAAUGAAUACUUAGAUGAGAAGAGUGUACCUACUAAUACUAUACCUCUGGAUAUCCAUACUAUUGCCCAAUUGCUGCAUGAUACAGCUCUUGCACCUUACAUGAUGGAUGAUGCUUGUGUUCAAACUGUCAUACCAUACUAUCCCAAUGAUAAAGGAUGGAACAGAGCUUGUGAAGAAUUUGUAGAAUUACCAGUGCUGCAAUCUGGUACCAUCUGUCAUCUGUACAGCUCUUGUACUGGUGUCACCUGUUGUAGCAGCUUCCCAAGGAUCAAUAGGAAUGUUAACACACAGUUAAAACUGGAUCCCUGUAACAGUAAGAUGAUCAUUGGCAUUGAGAAGCUUGAAAUUACCAUCAGUUUGUUUGGAUAUACUUAUGGUGAAGUCAAAAAUGUAAAAUUGCAUGGAGUAAUUGGCCUUGAAUUUAAGAUUGAAAACCUUGAGGAAGAAAGAAAGUUUAUAGUUGACCUAGAGAUGAGCAUAUGUAUGGAGACAAAUGGAUCAUGUGAAAUAACUGUCCCUGUCUUGAUAAGUACAGCCCUACCAAAGGCACCUUGUGAUUGGAAGAAUGAUUAUGUUCAAGCAGAUUUUUCAUUCCUUGGUUUCCUGAAUGAGAAAGGUAUAAAUGUUAAUGAUAAUCUGGAUACUAAUCAACUUUCUGCCUUGAUAGAAAGGUUAGCCAUUGGAGAUUUCUUGAUGGACACACAAUGUAGUAGUUCUGCUUCUCCUUACAGUGGACAUUCAGACGGAUGGACUAAUUCAUGUGGACAGACUAUGGCAACCCUUCCCACUAUAUCAGGCGCUGUAUGCAAUGUUGGCAGUGAUUGUACCACUGUCUACUGUUGUUUGUCAGACACCAGAAUCGGCAAAAGUUUUGAGACAUUUGUGAAGUUUGACCCAUGUCUGUUCAAACUAAGCGUUGGAAUAGACAAACUAACAUUCAAUACACUGUUAUUUGAUUAUGAAUGGGGUCAGCUGACUGAAGUUUGGUUGUUUGGAUAUGUUAGAAUGGAAUUUACAGUUAGAGAUUUGGAGAUGGAGGGUGAUUAUUUGAUUGACAUGAAACUUCAGAUUUGUCGUGAGUCAGAUACAGAAACAACACCCUGUGGUGUUGAUAUAGUUAUCUUUGACAAAUACAGACUUCCAAAAUUGUCAUGUGACUGGAAUUCAGGACUAGAUUCAGGAUUCCAAGGAUUGGCAACAUGGCUGACAGACAACAGUGUGACCAAGACAGAACCUCUAAGGGGAUCAGAAACAUCCAAGUUAAUGUCUGACUCUGGCAUAGCAUCUUAUCUGUAUGAACCGUCAUGUGAUCAACAGGGUAGUAUGUACUCUGGAAAUGUGGGAGGUGUUAAGAAUGAUUGUGGAAUGCCUGUUUCUGUUCCUGUUUUAUCACCAGGAGUUGUCUGUACUGUUUCCAUGGAUACAUGUACUGGUCUGGACUGCUGUAUCACCAUUCCACUAACAAACAAGACGAUGAACUUCCGUAUCAACAUAAACCAUUGUUACCAGGACAUAACUGUUGGAUUGGAAUCAAUGAACAGAGAAUACAAAUUACUGGAUUACUCUUUUGGAACUAUUGAACGUUUCAACCUCAUAGGAGUUGGAAAAAUGGAAUACAAAAUAGAGAAUUUCCUAGGCGAGGGAGCUUUCUUGAUGGAUAUAAGCUUUUCCUUCUGUUUAGAGACAGGAAGUUGUGAAUUUACAGAGACUAUCAUUCAGGGUGUCAAGUUCCCUAAAAAGAAAUGUACAUGGGAUGAUACAUAUAGGGUGAAAGAUUUUUCACUGGAUCAGUGGAGUAGGGAGAGAUCUAUUGAUACAACUCAAGUGUACCCAGCUUAUUACAUCUCAGAACUUCUACAGAACUUAGACCUAACCAGAUACUUCCAGUCACCACAAUGUAGCCGAUCUUCUACUAUGUAUGAUUCACCAAUCAAUGGCUGGUUAAAAGAUUGUAAUGACACAGAUGUAGUAGCUAUAUCUACCAAUCCAAUGACAUGUUGGCUGAAGUCAGACUGUGCUGCUGUCAGCUGUUGUUUAGACGAAGAUUUUAUAAGCAAGACUUUUGAAGUAUUCUUUGAGAUAGAUGACUGCGAGAGAAAGAUAUACAUUGGAAUAGAAAAACUCAAAUUCUAUAUUCCUCUACAUGACUUCAAGUUUGAUACAUGGCAUGAAUUCAGUUUAGUAAAGACAAUACGCAUAAGGUACAAUGUAUAUGAUCUAUGGAGUGAAGGAGUAUAUCUGGUAUCCUUGGAGAUAUCAUCCUGCUGGGAGAGGUAUGGUAGUUGUGCUUGGACCCAGUCUGUACUGGAAUAUGCAAGGUUUAAAAAGCAAAUAUGUGCUUCACAGAUGGCAUAUCAGAACGCAGGCUUCUCUCUGACAUUAUGGGCUACUAGUAACAGCAUUGACAAGGAUGCCAUGACUGAAACCAACCUCGUACGACUCUAUGAUGAACUGGACAUUGCUUGGUAUCUGAAAAACACAUGUGACUAUGAGAUGUCACCCUUUAUAGCUAAUGGAUGGAAUGACACUUGUGGUUCAACCAUAAACAACUUGCCCAUGUUAUCUAGCGGUACUUCAUGUUAUAUAUCUGAUGUAUGUACAGAUGUUAGAUGCUGUGUUUCCGUACCAUUUUUGGGAAACCAUACAUUUGAUUUCUCACUAAAUUUGGAUGGCUGUACACAGUACAUGGAGAUUAGUUUGGAGAAUUACAAGGAACAAUUUAUGUUGAGAGACUAUACCUUUGGACAGGAGGAUUAUUUGUGGAUUAAAGGAGUAUUUAGACUCAAGUACACAAUAGAUGAUUUACCGGAGCAGAAUCUGUACAGAGUAUCUGUUAUGUUUGAGGUGUGUACUACCAAUGGUGCACCAUGUGAAUACAGCCUUACAGUAAUGGAUAGUGUAGAACUACCAAGAUCAUCAUGUCUUCCAGAGUGGGGUUAUGGAUAUGCUGAAGUUGGUUUUAUAAAGGAGCAAUGGAAGACAUCUCGAGGCCUUGCAGAUGAUGCCACACUGAACUCCUGGCAGAUUGCCAAGUUAUUGGAAGAAACUGAAAUAGCUCUUUACCAAAACAAACCACGCUGUGAUCAUACAAUGGGAGACUACCAAGGAUCUCAAGAUGGCUGGGUUAACAACUGUACAUUAGGAGUGUCCCCUGGUGUCCUGGAUGGAGAUAUUGUUUGUUUAAUUGGUAGUAAAUGUUCUGAGGUGUCUUGUUGUGUCAAUGACCCUGAGAACAUGAGUGACUUUAAUACCUAAUAUAAUUAUGAAAUGUUUUUACAGACUGUACAUUAGGAGUGUCCCCUGGUGUCUUGGAUGGAGAUAUUGUUUGUUUGAUUGGUAGUAAAUGUUCUGA